This is a messenger RNA of Chelmon rostratus (copperband butterflyfish), 1031 nucleotides long. It is a transcript of the gene rgs16, whose product is annotated as regulator of G protein signaling 16. The transcript is spliced from 5 exons. Bases 83 to 652 code for a protein of 189 amino acids. The record is from RefSeq and is a predicted model, not a curated record. NCBI's taxonomy places the organism in Eukaryota, Metazoa, Chordata, Actinopteri, Chaetodontiformes, Chaetodontidae.
CGCUCCUUACUGAGCUUCACUGAACGGAUAUUUAACCGCCACGCAACCGAGACACCACCCCUACCAGCUCCAACCUGCUGCUAUGUGUAAAGGACUAGCAUCGCUGCCUACCUGCUGCUUGGAAAGGGCCAAGGAGCUGAAAGCAAGGCUGGGAAGCAUUUUGCAAAAACCCAAUUGGACUCUAUCUGGCUGCAAAAUAGGACAAAAACCAACCCUGGAGGAAUGCCUAAGGUGGAAACAGUCCUUUGAAAAACUUCUCUCCAGCAAAUAUGGACUGUGUGCCUUCACAGCCUUCUUGGUAUCUGAGUUCAGUGAAGAGAACAUUUCAUUCUACUUUGCCUGUGAGGAUUACAGGAGUACCAAGUCUCCCUCCAAACUGCCGGCCAAAGCCCAGAAGAUCUACGAUGAAUUCAUCGGCAGCGAUGCUCCCCGGGAGAUUAACAUUGAUCAUGAAACUCGUGACAUCACCAAAGCCAACAUGCUGGUGCUGUCGCCUUCAUGCUUCGACCAGGCCCAGCACAAGAUCUACAUGCUCAUGGCCAAAGACUGCUACCCUCGCUUCCUCCGCUCUCCAGCCUACAGGGAUAUAGUGUGUCAAGCCAAACCAAGCGCCAAGGCAACCAAGCAGCCCCUGCAGGAGAAGAAGGCAUGAAGUCUCUCUGUGAGCCAAUGGAGAAUUGUUAGCGGUCGCCUUAAGGGUUGAGAAGACAAGAGAGGCGUGACGUUAGGUGCUGCACCGUGAAGCUGGACGCGGCUGCAGAUACAGAGAUCGUCAUGAGAGCGGCGGUGGAUGGGUGUAUUCUGUAGAUGCCGUCUAUUCUAAGAUAAGGAAAGAUUGCAGAGAAAAGUGGAGUACAGGAAAAGUUGAUGCCUUGAGUGGACAGUUGUGUGAAUACAGAUGAAGUUUUGACAGCUGUGUUAAGUGUAACACACUGAGUGACAAUCAAAAAGGAAGGCGGAUGAAGUGGAAAAAAGCACUUUUCUUUGCCAUUAGGCAAACGUUUGUGGUUGUGAUGUGGCAUGUUCCUCUG